UGACAAAUUUUUUUUUCAUUCGAAUCACUUAAAUUCUACAAAUACAUUGAAUUUCUUUUAUGAAAUUCUUGUGAAAAAAAAUUUUAUAAAUCUAUUUAUCAAAUAAUAACCAUGUCUGCAUGUUUUGAAAAUUGUCUUGGACGUUUACAAGAGGAUGAGAAUCGUAAUAAGAUAACCAGCAUUGUUGCUGGAUCAUUUUUUGCCAUCGGUUGGUGGAUUAUCAUUGACAUUUCCUCGCGAUAUUAUUAUCCUGAUUUCAAUAAUGCAUACCAUAUUUGUGGAGUACUGGCCACCAUUUCUUUAUUGAUGAUUAACUCAGUCUCUUCAAGCCGCAUUGAAAUGUAUUCAUAUGGUGUGACUGAUUAUACCGUUCAUAUUUGGCUGUUUGUUGGUUUUGUUCUUGGAUUUGGCAGUCUAAUCGCUUCAUUGUGGAUCUUAUUUGGAGCCUAUGUUGUGACUGGUGUCAACAUAUUGCCAGGACUAGGAAUCUUCUUUCAGAAUUUAUUCAUAUUUUUAGGGUCAAUUAUUUUUAAAUUUGGUCGAAAAUAUGACGAUUAUUAACCGUAAACACUUGUGAAAAUCUAAAUUAUGGAAAAAACAU
Messenger RNA from Dermatophagoides farinae (American house dust mite), 601 nucleotides. Its product is annotated as transmembrane protein 50A. NCBI's taxonomy places the organism in Eukaryota, Metazoa, Arthropoda, Arachnida, Sarcoptiformes, Pyroglyphidae. The record is from RefSeq and is a predicted model, not a curated record.